Messenger RNA from Periconia digitata, 2052 nucleotides. The record is from the annotation of a GenBank genome assembly. Lineage: Eukaryota; Fungi; Ascomycota; Dothideomycetes; Pleosporales; Periconiaceae.
CCAUCGAUGGAUCCUCACUCCUGUAGCCUCGCUGCCAGUAGCACUGACACAAGCGCUGUACAUCACCGAGUUUUCGACCAAGAGACCUUUUGUCAGGCCUGCAAAGAGGCAUUAUCGCAGAAAAUUAGUUUCACGAUGAUGGAGAAACAUGGGACGUUCAGGGAUAUAGUGCAGUCUGGGGUCUAUUGCAAGUUCUGCAGUUUCAUCUACGAGUCUUUCGCGGCAGAUAUAGCGAGCAAAACGACAGAGGAGAAAGAGCAGGUUAUUGAGUUAGGCGUCAGUAUUUUAACUGCAAAUUGUACUACUGGAAUCGAUGAUGCAGUUGACAGGAUCGACUUGAGGGUGGCUAUUGGAGAUGGACGGGAUGCUCUUCAUCUAAGGCGCACAUUCGUAGUCGUUAUGAAUCGAUGUGAGUGUUUUGGUUUACUAUUCAGAGGCUUGAAUCGAGCAAUUUGGAGCCAGUCAAGCCCCAUAAUGUUCAAGCAAAGAGAAGCAACUAUCCACGGUUGGCUUGAAGAUUGCCGGAAAAACCACACGAGAUGUCGCAGGGCCUCAAAAGCUAAUGUAGAGUUGGCAGUACGUAUGCUAGAGGUUCGCCCUCAUAAGGGCACAAUUGCGCUUCGGCUCGUGUCGACGCGUGAACUUGAUUUCUCGAAAACGCCUUAUGCUGUGCUGAGCCAUUGCUGGGGAAAGCCUGCAAUUACGUGUAUAACCACCCAAAGGAAUGUGGAAAGAUACUAUGAAAAAAUUGAAUUAUCCACGCUGGCUAAGACUUUCCGAGAAGCAGUCGAAAUAACAUGCGGCAUUAACAUACGAUACCUAUGGAUUGAUAGCCUCUGCAUUGUGCAAGACGAUAAAGACGAGUGGGAACAAGAAGCUGCGAAGAUGGCUAGAAUUUACGAGGAUGCCACCAUUACUAUCUCAGCAACCAGCGCGGGGAAUUCGCAAGAUGGCUGCGGUAUUACGACAGUUUUCCCACCCGCCGUGCAACUCUCCUCGAAAGUACCAUCUGAUACCAAUACAACUCUCAUUGCUAUCCGUGACUCAACUUCCGGGCCUCUGGAACAAGAAGUGAAGAGUAUACUUCUCAAUUCUCCUAUGAAUUCUCGAGCAUGGAUUCUCCAAGAGAGGCUACUUUCACGCCGCAUUUUACACGCCACCACCUCGCUUUUCGUCUGGCAAUGCGCAACAGUUAUUGAGACUGAAGAUGGUCUAAUCCACGAAACAAAAGCUACUCACGGCCCUUGGGAUAUUCUCGAGAGCCAUAUUCCCCAACACGUUCUGACUCCACAUCCCCUUCAAUACAACAUUCGCAAUCGCUGGUGGAGCUGGGUCAAGCAGUAUAUGGAGCGAGAUCUCUCACGUCCCGAGAAAGACCAUUAUGCAGCUUUCGCUGGGAUAACAAAUCAUUAUCGCAACCUAACCGGCGACGAACCCGUCCUCGGUCUUUGGAAAAGAGAUCUUCCCAUUCAUUUGAGUUGGGAGUCUUCUAAAGUGUCCAGAUAUGAGUGGACUGUUUCUCCCCGCAAACCUCGGUGUCCGUCUUGGACUUGGAUUACAUAUCCACAUGGUAGCGUCCAUCUCGAACGCCGCCAAGAUUUAAAUCUUUUCGAAUGUAUUGACAGCCCUCAAGGCUUCAAAAUAUACUACGAAGCCCAGGUAAUAAUGAUCGAGACAGACAGUACUCCCGCGGCGCUUGUUGCAGAACCACAAUAUGGCAUCUUAACUUUAAGAGGGCUUCACCAUCGCACGCUACUUUCCAGAAGGUUAAAUGGGUGGAGAUAUCGUGCAUGUAUGGAUGUGGGGCAGGAUGAACUUGACGAGGAAGAACGCGAGUUUGAAACUUUUGCGCUCUUUGCAUAUGUGGAAGAAGGGCGGCUCACUGUAGAUCCACCAGGAUUACGUAUUGUUGGUCUGAUUUUGGAAGCUACAGGGAAGAACCAGAAUGAGUACAGACGAAUUGGAUUGACUAAUCGACGAGUCGACAUGUUGCCAGGGACGAAGAUAGAAGACUUACUCGUGGGAAUCACGAAGGAAAUACAUUUGACUUAA